GGGUUCGCGUAGCUCGGCCGGCAGAGACCCCGAAAAGAAAGUGGGACCAGGAUGGACGCGGGCGGAGGUACGAUUCUUGCCACUUCGAGUACACGGAGAGAGGGAUUCAAGGAUCAGGCGGUCUUCGGCUAUGGGACGAGCAUCCCGCCGAACAACAAUGAACACGAGGAGAUCGAGGUCUCCCCGAGGAAGGUGAUAUUCUGCGUCCACGGGAAGCUGUCGGGAUGCUGCACCGUCGUGAAAGGUGGAGCCGGGGACGAGGACCCGGCUCCGGAGUACGAGCAGAAUCCCUCCCUCGGCAAUCUAUCGAUUUCAGCCGAGGAUCACUGCCAUAGAGAAAGGAACGACCAGAUAGAUAAAAAAGCGCGCAAGAAGCUCAUCAUCGCCAGCAUACUCUGCGUUAUCUUCAUGAUCGGUGAAAUCGUCGGAGGUGUCUUAUCGAACAGUUUGGCUAUUGCAACCGAUGCGGCUCAUUUACUGACAGACUUCGCAUCGUUUAUGAUAUCUCUCUUCUCCAUAUAUAUAGCUGGCAGACCUGCAACGAGAAAAAUGCCAUUCGGUUGGUACAGAGCAGAGGUAAUCGGAGCGCUGACUUCAGUGUUACUGAUAUGGGUCGUUACUGGAAUUCUUUUUUAUCUCGCUAUCGAGCGAGUAGCCAAUGGUAACUUCGAAUUGGAUGCCUCGGUGAUGUUGAUCACCUCUGCGAUCGGUGUUGCGGUAAAUCUGGUGAUGGGCUUGACCCUGCAUCAGCACGGCCAUGGACAUAGUCACGGAGGACAUAGUCACAGUCACGGGCAUAGUCAUGGCGCAGGAAAUCAUGUCGAUCACGAAAAGAAUCCCGAAGACGGCACUACGGAUGGCAAGCCCGAGAAAAACAUUAAUGUCCGGGCAGCCUACAUACACGUCCUCGGGGAUUUUAUUCAGAGCGCGGGCGUUUUUAUCGCGGCUCUUAUUAUUUAUUUCAAGCCAAGCUGGCAGAUCGUCGACCCGAUCUGCACCUUCCUCUUCUCCGUCCUCGUCCUCUUCACGACGGUGGCCAUCAUAAAGGACGUGAUGAACGUGCUAAUGGAAGGAAUACCGAAAGGCUUCGAGUACUCCCAAGUGGAGAGCACGUUCAUGCAGAUUGACGGAGUCGUCAAGGUUCACAAUCUGCGGAUCUGGGCCCUCUCCUUGGACAAAACCGCCUUGUCGGCCCACCUCGCUAUCAUACCCGGUACCAGUCCUCAGGAGAUCUUGCGCACGGCUACGCGGAACAUACACGACAAGUACAACUUCUUCGAGAUGACCCUUCAGAUCGAGGAGUUCAACGAGAACAUGGAGAACUGCAAGCAGUGCAAGUCGCCGCCACAGUAAUGCAUCCUAUGUACAUACAUGUCCUAGUAUUCAACGAGCUCGUCCCAUUCGAGGCAAGAAUUACCCCGGAGUAAUUGUCAACUAUUCAAUUGCUUGGUGGUUACCGAGUUCGAAAUUUCGGUGCUCAAGUUUUAGGGACGAGAGGAUUAUCCCGAUCGACUGCUACCGCUCGAUCGGGACCCACGACUUCGAUCUUCGUCCUUUGUGGCCUUCGUACGUUUUAUCAAAUUGUAUUAUAAUAAAUUGUAAUGCAUAGGAAGGACGUGAUUGCGUGGUUUACACGGUGCUCGAUGUACGUAGGUGCAUCGCUAUAUUAGCGAGAGCGACCAGAUGCAACCGAUCCUGAGUUUCGUUUGCGGAUCCAAAUUUAUAUUCCCGUUCGACUCGUCAUUCUUUGUGUCGAUUAGUCGACAGAUCACGUAGAAUUGCGAAUUUGUUGUAUGUUCAUUGCGUAGACCUGUAAGACACGCAGACACCGUUUACAAAAACGCGCUAUUGUUUUUGCCAGCCUUAAGGUGAUGUGAAAGGAUCGUUCUAUAUAUAUAUAGAAUUAUUCUUUCAUAUCGCCUUAAGUCAAAGACGGCCUGUUAAGAUCCAACGACAAUAUGUUACUUAAUAAAUCAUUACUUUCGCUAUUUAUUGUUAAAGUAUUACUAUGUAAUACUGUAUAUAAGUAAAAUAUGGGCGGCUCUAAUUCUUAUCUUUUACACAGAGCAUCGAUGCAAAAAUCAGAAACUCUACAUUUAGCGCGAAUUGAAAGUUCAACAUUUGAAAGGUAGAAAAUAUUAACAAACUGGUUUAUUAAUAAUAAACGUCAUGUCCUGUAACCGUUAUAUCGUCCUGACUUGUGAUCGCUAAAUCUUUGCAGUAUUAGAAAUGAACUAUUUUUGUAACGAUACAUUUGGUCGCCCUCGACUAUAUUUAGUAAGGUUUUCAAUGGUAAAUAAUUUAGGUAAUUACAAGACCGAAUGCUCUCCAUUGUGUGAAAUAAUGAAAAAGCGUUUUAAGGAUAAAUCAUUUUCGCAAAUAUAUACAUUGAGGAUUUUACUUUCA
Molecule: messenger RNA, 2406 nt
Organism: Orussus abietinus
Lineage: Eukaryota; Metazoa; Arthropoda; Insecta; Hymenoptera; Orussidae
Product: zinc transporter 2
Exons: 8
Coding region: 52-1353 (433 amino acids)
Biological process (GO): response to zinc ion; zinc ion transmembrane transport
Cellular component (GO): plasma membrane
Molecular function (GO): zinc ion transmembrane transporter activity
Source: RefSeq, a predicted model, not a curated record